This is a messenger RNA of Neofelis nebulosa (Clouded leopard), 1364 nucleotides long. RefSeq names its product olfactory receptor 9A4-like. Gene Ontology annotation, biological process: G protein-coupled receptor signaling pathway. NCBI's taxonomy places the organism in Eukaryota, Metazoa, Chordata, Mammalia, Carnivora, Felidae. Gene Ontology annotation, molecular function: G protein-coupled receptor activity; olfactory receptor activity. Gene Ontology annotation, cellular component: membrane. The transcript has a single exon. Bases 258 to 1202 code for a protein of 314 amino acids. The record is from RefSeq and is a predicted model, not a curated record.
ACGUUUUCUUAUCCUCAGUAGAGAUUCAGGAGUCUUCCCCUAUUCCAGACAGGCAGACUUGUGCUAGAUUGAAGGUGAUCACAUUUAUGUCUGACCUUGUGCAGAGCAUUGCAGUCGGGGCAUGUCACCAGGUUUUCAGGUUGAAAAUAUUUUCUCAUCCUAACCUGUCUUCCUUCUCUUUGGAGAACAGGACUAUGUGGCGCCAUGUUACCAGUCUUUGAUGUCUAGAUUUUACAAGGAGCAGAAAAAAGGAGUAUAUGAUGAGGAAUAUUUCUAGUGCUACUGAAUUCUGCCUUCUAGGCUUUCCUGGGUCCCAAGAACUACACCACAUUCUUUUUGCCAUAUUCUUUUUCUUCUACUCAGUGACAUUAAUGGGAAACACAGUCAUCAUUGUGAUUGUUUGUGUGGAUAAACGUCUGCAGUCUCCCAUGUAUUUCUUCCUUGGUCAUCUCUCUGCCUUGGAGAUCAUGAUCACAACUAUUACUGUGCCCAUGAUGCUUUGGGGAUUGAUGCUCCCUGGGAUGCAGACAAUAUCUCUGGUUGCAUGUGUCACCCAGCUCUUCCUGUACCUUGCUGUGGGGACCACAGAGUUUGUGUUACUGGGAGCGAUGGCUGUGGACCGUUACGUGGCUGUCUGUAACCCUUUGAGGUACAACAUCAUUAUGAACAGCCACACCUGCAUCUGGGUGGUCAUUGUGUCAUGGGUGUUUGGGUUCCUUUCUGAAAUAUGGCCAGUCUAUGCCACAUUUCAGUUUACCUUCUGCAAGUCAAAUCUGUUAGACCACUUUUUUUGUGAACGCGGGCAACUGCUCAAACUAUCCUGUGGUGACACUCUUUUCACAGAGUUCGUUCUCUUCUUAAUGGCUGUUGUCAUUAUCAUUGGUUCACUGACCCCAACAAUAGUCUCCUACACCUACAUCAUCUCUACCAUCCUCAAGAUCCCCACAGCCUCGGGCCGGAGGAAAGCCUUCUCUACGUGUGCCUCUCACUUCACCUUUGUUGUGAUCGGCUAUGGCAGUUGCUUGUUCCUCUAUGUGAAACCUAAGCAAACACAGGCUGCUGAGUACAACAAGAUAGUUUCCCUGUUUAUUUCUGUGGUGACCCCUUUCCUGAACCCUUUCAUCUUCACCCUGAGGAAUGACAAAGUCAAAGAGGCCCUUCGGGAUGGUAUGAAACGCUGCUGUCGACUGGUCAAGGAUUAAAUCUCUCUAUAUCAGUUUUGGGUGGCAAUGUCUUCACUAUCAAUUAUUCACUAACCUAGAAAACCCUAGCUCCUCUCUUAUAAUUAUCAUCUUUUCAAAGAUCAGUUUUGUAAAACCUCCAAUCUGUGCUGUUGGAGAAGACAAGACAGAUAAAAAUGAAAC